Cololabis saira (Pacific saury) is the source of this 2803-nucleotide messenger RNA. Its product is annotated as prolyl 4-hydroxylase subunit alpha-2-like. Gene Ontology annotation, biological process: peptidyl-proline hydroxylation to 4-hydroxy-L-proline. Gene Ontology annotation, molecular function: L-ascorbic acid binding; protein binding; procollagen-proline 4-dioxygenase activity. The transcript is spliced from 16 exons. The coding region runs from base 161 to 1792 and encodes 543 amino acids. Lineage: Eukaryota; Metazoa; Chordata; Actinopteri; Beloniformes; Belonidae. The record is from RefSeq and is a predicted model, not a curated record. Gene Ontology annotation, cellular component: endoplasmic reticulum.
UUACGGCCAGCCCUGCAGUGGGUCUCGUACGUGGCAGCGCUUACAACCCCUCUGUGAGCCGCUCAACGCCGGGGUGACAAGUGGAUUUUCCUGCACAGACUAAACUGGGACAGUCUCCUGUGAGCGACACUGGUCUAAAGCAGGUUGAGGACGGGACAGGAUGGGGAAGUGGCUGCUGUUACUCACCUGUACGCUGCUCUGCUGCCGGACCACACGCGCAGAGAUCUUCACCUCCAUUGGUCAGAUGACAGACUUGCUGUACACAGAGAAGGAGCUGGUCCAGUCCCUGAGGGAAUACAUCAAAGCUGAGGAGUCCAAGCUUGCUGCCGUCAAAAGCUGGGCCAGCAGGCUGGACAGUCUGACCCGGGUGUCCACCUCUGACCCGGAGGGUUACCUGGCUCACCCCGUCAACGCCUACAAGCUGAUGAAGAGACUGAACACGGAGUGGUCUGAGCUGGAGACCCUGGUGCUGCAGAAUCCCUCCGAUGGGUUCAUCUCCAACAUGACCGUGCACAGACAGUACUUCCCAGAUGUGGAGGACCAGACCGGGGCCGCCAAGGCGCUGAUGCGUCUUCAGGACACGUACCAACUGGAUUCUGAAGCAUUUUCCAAGGGAAUGCUGCCAGGUGUGCACUCCAACGCCGUCCUGUCGGUGGACGACUGCUUCGACAUGGGAAAGACGGCCUACAACGAGGCCGACUACUACCACGCCGUGCUGUGGUUCCAGCAGUCCCUGAAGCAGCUGGACGACGGGGAGGACGCCGUGGUGUCCAAGGCAGAUAUCCUGGAUUAUCUCAGCUACUCCGUGUACCAGAUGGGAGAUCUGCCUCGGGCCAUUGAGCUGACACGGCGGCUGGUAGCCAUCGACGCGGCUCACCAGCGGGCCGGAGGAAACCUGCGGUAUUUCGAGCACCUGCUGUCCAAGCAGCUGCAGGAGAUGGACCAGGACUACCAGCCGGCCUCCGAGGAGCCCAUCCAGCUGGGCACCUACAGCCGGCCCAAGGACCACCUCCCGGAGAGGGACAUCUACGAGGCUCUCUGCAGGGGGGAGGGCAUCAAAAUGACUGAAGCGAGACGGAGCCGUCUGUCCUGCCGUUACCACGACGGUGGACGGAACCCUCGUCUCCUGCUGAGGCCCAUAAAGCAGGAGGACGAGUGGGACAGCCCUCGCAUCGUGCGCUACCUGGACGUCCUGUCCCACGAGGAGAUUGAGAAGAUUAAAGAGCUGGCAAAACCUCGGCUUGCGAGAGCGACUGUCCGUGACCCGAAAACAGGAGUGUUGACCACAGCCAACUACAGAGUAUCAAAAAGUGCGUGGUUGGAAGAAGAGGACGGCCCCGUUAUCAAAACAGUUAAUCAGAGAAUAGAAGACAUCACCGGCCUCACAGUACAGACUGCAGAGUUACUACAGGUGGCAAACUACGGAGUUGGCGGACAGUACGAGCCACAUUUUGACUUCUCAAGGCGUCCUUUUGACAGCAACCUCAAGAAAGAUGAGCCUGAUGCUUUCAAAAGAUUAGGCACUGGAAAUCGCGUGGCAACUUUUUUAAAUUACAUGACUGAUGUUGAGGCGGGCGGUGCCACCGUUUUCCCCGACUUUGGUGCAGCAAUCUGGCCUCGAAAGGGGACGGCAGUAUUCUGGUACAACCUCUUCAGGAGCGGAGAGGGAGAUUAUAGAACCAGACAUGCAGCGUGUCCUGUCUUGGUGGGGAGCAAAUGGGUGUCAAACAAGUGGAUUCAUGAGCGAGGACAAGAGUUCAGGAGACCGUGUGGUCUCACAGAAGUGGACUGAAGCCGUUACACACACACACACACACACACACACACACACACACUCCCAAGUGCCUUGAUUCUGGCAGUUAAGCAACACAACCAAGACUUUCAAAGUGUUUCCUCCUUGAACUCAUCUGCACAGUUAACAAAAGGUUUUCCCAGGAAGCUAGAGUCCCCCCCCCCCCCACCUUCUUCACUACCUUAUUGAAUAGAUUCAUGGCAAAAUAUGAACGGAAAGAAAACUUAAAAGGAAAUUGAAUUCAAAUGAGGUAGAAUGAAAUGAAAACCAUUCUUCUUUUUUUUUUGCGUAAACAUGUUUUUAUUGUCAUGAAUUCAACAUUCACUUCAAAAGUUUUAAGACCACCACCAAUUUAAAAAAACAAACCACAAAGGCGACAGCAAUCCCCCUGCGGUUGUUCUCUUCCUGCUCUUCACUUUGAGCUUAUUGGGAGGAUUUUAUCAGAUAAAAGACAACCCAAAGUCCUAACCGUUCAAUUUGAUGUGUUCAUCAGUAGUGAUAAGUAUUAUGUACUUUGAAUGCAUUUGUACAUUUGCUAACAAAAAAAAGCAUCAUUUUCAUCAAGUCCCAUUUAUAUACAUUAAAAAAACAGCAGUUGAGUACAGAGAAAGCCAUAGUUUUUAAUUUAAAAAAAAAAAAAAAAAGUUUGGUCCCCGACACAGACGUUAAGACAUAACUGUAGAUUUUGUAGCACAUUCCAAAUGUAUUUUAAAUGUCACACGUGCUAACUAUUACCUCUGAAAGUGAAUGUGAAUAAGGGCUUGUUUCUUUGGUCAUGAAAUAGAUCUUUCUUUCUUUUUCAAAACAUCCUAACUUACCAUGCAGCUUCGUUUAAUUCAUCAUUAACACCGUUCUUUUUUUAUUUUCCACACAAACAAUGAUUACUCUUUUGAACCCUGCAGAAACCCAUGUCUAUGUUUUUAUUUAUAUAGUUUCUAAAUUAUUACACUGUCAUACCCUGAUUCCCGAAGAUGGCAAUCAAAAAGCCAAUAAACAUGCCUUUUAUUAAAA